AUGGGCAUCAUUUUUAUUUUUCUAAUGUUCUUUAUCCCAGGCUCUGCCUAUAAGGUUGUCUGCUACUUUACCAACUGGUCCCAGUACCGUCCGUCUCCCACUGCUUAUUUUCCAAACAAUGUGGACCCAUUUCUCUGCACACACAUCGUAUAUGCAUUUGCCUCCAUGGAAAAUCACAAAAUCGUUCCGUAUGAAUUCAACGAUGAGGAGCUAUACCAGCAAAUCAUUGCACUUAAAAAUCAGAAUCCUGAUCUCCUGAUUUUAUUGGCCAUUGGAGGAUGGAAUUUUGGCGUACAGAAGUUUACUGCAAUGGCUUCUUCUGCCACAAAUCGACAGAUAUUCAUUCAAUCAGUUAUUGAUCAUCUUAGAAAGUUUGGUUUUGAUGGUUUGGAUCUAGAUUGGGAAUAUCCAGGCUCUGAAGAAAGAGGUAGUCCCCCAGAAGACAAACAGCGCUUCACAGUUUUGAUUCAGGAACUGCUUGCUGCAUUUGAAAAAGAAGGAGAAGAGACCAAACGUCCACGUCUUCUGAUAUCAGCUGCUGUUUCUGCUGGAAAGGGGACCAUUGAUAAUGCUUAUGAAAUUUCUAAAAUUGGCCAGUUGCUUGAUUUUAUUAGCGUUAUGACAUAUGAUUUUCAUGGCGACUGGGAUACACAGACUGGUCAUAACAGUCCAUUGCACAAAGGACAAGCUGACUAUGGAGACAAUGCAUACUUCAACUGUGAAUAUGCAAUGAACUACUGGAAGAAAAAGGGAGCCCCAGCAGAGAAGCUCAUUAUGGGAUUCCCUACCUAUGGUCGUUCUUUCACUUUAUCUGGAACAAACACAAAUGUUGGAGCUCCCAUUGCUGGAGCUGGGUCUCCUGGGCCUUACACUGAAGAGGCUGGAUACUGGGCAUACUUUGAGAUUUGUACCUUCCUCUCUGGAGCAAAAGUGGUAUGGAUGGAUGACCAGAAGGUUCCAUAUGCAUACAAGGGCAACCAGUGGGUUGGAUAUGACACAGUAGAUAGUUAUGCCUAUAAGGUAGAAUUUGUGAAGCAAGGAGGAUUUGGUGGAGGAAUGGUUUGGGCCAUUGAUUUGGAUGAUUAUCUGGGAACAUUUUGCAACCAGGGCAAAUAUCCACUGAUCAGCAAAUUAAAGGAAGCAUUCACAGGCACAGAUACUCCUACCCCUCCGACAUCAUCUCCAGGAGAGGACACUACAACACAUACUACGACUACUACUCACGAUUCAUCAGUUGACCCUAAUUUUUGUUCCAGCCUAUCAGAUGGCUACUAUGUAAAUCCAUUAGAUCACAAUAAAUUCUACAUGUGUCAUCAGCAUUCUACCUACCCAAUGAAUUGUGGUUUAGGGUUGGUGUUUGAUGAAAACUGCAAGUGUUGUGACUGGCCACUUUCGCAAUGAUUUUAACUUUGCGUAUGGAAAUUAAAAUAAAAUACAAAAUCUGAUCUCUGAUUUUAA
Molecule: messenger RNA, 1458 nt
Organism: Rana temporaria (common frog)
Lineage: Eukaryota; Metazoa; Chordata; Amphibia; Anura; Ranidae
Product: acidic mammalian chitinase-like
Exons: 10
Coding region: 1-1401 (466 amino acids)
Biological process (GO): chitin catabolic process; carbohydrate metabolic process
Cellular component (GO): extracellular region
Molecular function (GO): chitin binding; chitinase activity
Source: RefSeq, a predicted model, not a curated record